Molecule: messenger RNA, 2030 nt
Organism: Lycium barbarum (goji berry)
Lineage: Eukaryota; Viridiplantae; Streptophyta; Magnoliopsida; Solanales; Solanaceae
Product: protein PAL OF QUIRKY
Exons: 2
Coding region: 140-1729 (529 amino acids)
Molecular function (GO): protein binding
Source: RefSeq, a predicted model, not a curated record
CGUUUGAACGUUAUUAUCAAAAGAAAUCUAAAGAUCACACUUCCAAAAAGCGAAAAAAAAGUUCCUUCUAAAACUCCCCACAACUCCCUCAAUCUCUCCCACUUUGUUCCCCACCAUACCAGAUCCCCACCACUGCAAAAUGGACCCACCACCAGCACCAGCGCCGGCACCGCCGUGUACCACCGCCACGUCAGAUUCCCUCUUAGACUUACCACCUCUCCCCACACCCACCGCCAAAAUCCGCCUUUUAUGUAGCUAUGGUGGCCACAUAAUCCAACGUCCCCACGAUAAAACUCUCUGUUACGCCGGUGGUGAUAACCGUGUAGUUUCCGUUGACCGUCGUACCACCAUAUCAUCCCUGUCCGCACUUACAUCACAUCUUUCCCGUACCCUUUACGGUAAUCGUCCUUUUUAUCUUAAAUACCAGCUCCCAAACGAGGAACUUGAUUCACUUAUUUCCGUAACCACCGAUGAAGACUUACAAAACAUGCUUGAAGAACACGAUAGGUCCACUACAUCUUCACGUAUUAGAUUGUUUCUCUUUCCUGUAAAGCCUGAAUCUUUAGGCUCGGCUUUACUUGAUUCUAAAGCUGAUUCUUGGUUUUCUGAUGCUUUGAAUAAUACCCGGAUUGCUAGAAGGGGACAAUCCACGGAUUCGGGUUUUGGUCAUGAGCUUAUCGGGUUUGAAAAUAUGGGUGGGUCUAAUGAAGGACAGAGUGAAAAUUUGAGUGCUAAACAAGGAUUGGAGUCUGAGUCAAUGGUAUUGGAGACUAGUUCUUCAUUUGGGUCAACUAGUUCUUCCAUUUCUAUGUCUAAUUUACCUGCUAUUGGUGUUCAAAAUGAGGAUGGUGUUGGUGCUAAUUUGCAGGAUAAAAGAGUUAGAGUGCCUUCAUCAUCAGCUUCAAUAGACAGCGAUAAUAGUGUUGGAAGUACUGGUUUUCAACCUAGAGUUGGAAUUCACCAAGAACCACUUGUUCAAGUUAUGUCCAGUAUGGCCUCACACAGUCUCAUCGAAUCAGAAGGCUCCAUGGCCAAUCCCUCUCUCAUUCAGACGCCAAAAAUGGUUCAGGUUUCUGGGUAUCAACUACCUCAGACAUUGGAUGGGAAGCAGCCUCAACAUGGAAUGCACUAUCUUCAUGGUGGUGCCUGUUAUGUACCUCACUAUCCUAACGGUCCAUUGCCAGUAUCAUCCUGUUAUCCAUUUUAUCAGGUUCCCAUGCAACAGCCACAACAAACUCCUUAUCCAAUGAAUCAACAAUACCCAAUAUACUUAGUUCCGGUGCAGCAAAUGCAAUCUCAUAGUAUGUCAGUGCUGCCCAACAUCAAUCAUGCAUCAGUGAUUCCGUCCAAUCGCCCCCCCUUGCCUCCACAAAGUGUCAUGAGCCCUCCAUCAAUAGCUUAUAAGGAGGUUAUGACGGCUCAAUCAGUCCCAACAAUUUCACCACCCAUUAGUGCACCUUCUCGGGCUCAGCAACAAUAUACUACCCUUCCUGAACCACAGCUUAGUUCCCAACCUGUCUCAACUGCAUCAGUUCCUGCUGCAAAUGAUGCAAAUGAGUUUGAUGAUGAUCUUGCAUACAAUCAGAUAUAUAAAUCUCAGCCUCCUCCACCUUCUUUCAUUUCCCAGUGCCAAACCAUUACAAAGGGGGCAACCGUAUUACUGUCAGAGUCUUCAAUGCAGAUGCACAGUAACAAUGUAAUGAAUCAGGCACCAUCACAUCCUCAAUGAGGCUGUGAAAAGAAGAGCAAAAGUUUUGAUAGUGGGUUCAUCUUUUCUUAUAGUCACAAAUUUUAAGAUUUAUUCUUUCAUCUUGUUUCAGGCACAUAAACCAUAAGUUUUUCUUGUGUAAUUUGUUUGUCUCUUUAUUUAAUAGUUGUUAGGAUAUUCCCCAUACUCCGAACACAUGAAAAAAAAUGAAGAAAGUAAAGGGUGGUGAAGACAGACUGUAGUUGUUUUGGUUUGUAUGAGUCAGAAUAUAUGUGAUGAAUAACAGUGUGUUUGUUUUACCAUAAAUAUUUUUGCCUGUCAA